Messenger RNA from Staurois parvus, 281 nucleotides. The record is from the annotation of a GenBank genome assembly. Lineage: Eukaryota; Metazoa; Chordata; Amphibia; Anura; Ranidae.
AUGAGGUCUCCGGACAAUAGGGGAUCAUGGGGCCCCUGUGUCCUUGCCCACACUCAAAAAAGCCUAUAAAAAGGUACCAGGGGGCAUUUAAUGGGGCCCCCUACUGACCCCGAUCCCUCAGGCAAAGCCCGAGGGCCCCAUGAGUUGUCAGUCCGCCCCUGCCUGGAAAGCAUUCUUUUCAAUUCACUCUGUUAUGUGCGUGGGUUAUGUGUGUGCCCAUUAGGUGCUGUUUCAAUAUGACUGUACUAUGGUAUAUGGAGAAUGGUUGCACUGCAUGGGUG